Messenger RNA from Eimeria mitis, 1284 nucleotides. RefSeq lists its product as uncharacterized. NCBI's taxonomy places the organism in Eukaryota, Apicomplexa, Conoidasida, Eucoccidiorida, Eimeriidae. The coding region runs from base 1 to 1284 and encodes 427 amino acids. The transcript has 4 exons. The record is from RefSeq and is a predicted model, not a curated record.
AUGGAGAGGGGGGGGCCCCCGGGGUGUAUAGACACCCCCUGCUGCAGCAGCAACACCCAGCAGCAGCAGCAGCAGCAGCAGCAGCAGCAGCAGCAGCAGGAGCUGCAGCUGGAGGAGAGCUGUCUGCAGCAGCAACGGGAACUCCCAGAGCCCUCUCAGACAAGCAGCCUACUGCUGCUGCAGCAGCAGCACCAACAGCAGCAGCAGCAGCAGCAGCAACAGCAGCAGCAGCAGCAGCAGCAGCAGCAGGUGGGCAAGCGUGUGUCCCCUCAAGCUGAUUUGGAUCGAUCGGUUAAGAGGAUAGCAGCAGCAGCAGCAGCAGCAGCGGCAGCAGCAGCAGUGGCAGUAACUGCACCUGCUGCAGCAGCACCAGAAGCAGCAGCAGCAGCUGCUGCUGCUGCUGCCGCUGCUGCUGCUGCUGCCGUAACAUCAGGGGAGAGGCAGCAGCCCCCGUCUGCUGCAGCAGCUGCAGCAGACGGUGUUGUUUCUCCUUCAGCAGCAGCGCCAACUUCUGCUGCUGCUGCUGCAGCUGCUGCAGCGCCUGCUGCUGCUGCUACUGCUGCUGAUGCUGCUGAUGCUGCUGCUGCUGCUGCUGCUGCUGCAGUAGCUGGAGACAAAUGCUUGGGCCUAUACCCCCCAGGAGCAGCAGCAAGAAGAGCAGCAGCUGCUGCUGCUGCACGCCACGAUGAGACUCCUGAAGCUCGCUGCAUGCGCCCAGCAGCAGCAGCAGCAGCAGCAGAAGCAGGAGCAGCAACAGAAGAAGCAGCAAUAGAAGCGGCACCAACAGCAGCAGCAGCAGCAGCAGCAGCAGCGCUUCCUGCCAGCUUCGCCUCAGCAGCUCCAGACUCUGCAACAGCAGCAGAAAGUGCCGCAAGUGCAGCAGCAGCAGCAGCAGCAGCAGCAGCAGCAGCUGAGGCAGCAGCGGCAGAUGCAGCGGCAGCAGCUGAUGCAGCAGCAGCAGCUGAUGCAGCAGCAGCAGCAGCAGCAUCGGAUGGUGGUGCAGAAGCAGCAGCAGGUGUAGUAGAAGGAGCAGCAGCAGCAGCAGCAGCAGCGAACACACAGGAGGCGAAUCCCCCAGCAGCAGCAGCAGCAGCAACCGCAACAGCAGCAGCAGCAGCAGCAGGCGCUGCUGCUGCUGCUGCUGACGAUAACGAUGAUGAAGCCGUAGAAGUGAUUGAGCUGGAUAGUAGUGACAUAGCUGUGGAGAUAAAGCUUCAAGGGAGGACUGGGUGGAGCGGUGGCAGCGGCCGCGUCGUCGAGCAGCAGCAGCAGCAGCAGCACUAG